UUGUGUGGCGAUGGUGCGAAUGCGUGCGGUGGGGCGGCCUCGCGUUUGUGUUGGUCACGUGGCAUGCGAGCAUUUGUCCGUUUGGCCUCCAGGUGACGCCGUGUCAGCAUGCUCGCCACUGCGGUCGCGCGGCCACAAGGCGGCGCCACCCGUCACUGAGGCUGGUCAAGUAGACGACGCGUGACUUGAGGGCCCGAGUAGCGCCGCCCACUCGCGCCAGGAUGACGCACUUGACUCGGCGUACGGCGAAACUCAACUAAGCGUAAGAAAAGUUUGUUUCCCGCAUGCACGUUGACGACGUUGACCUACGGAGCUCUCGAAAGUGUCCUUUUGGUUCCGUUCUGCUCCCCCCCCUCCCGUGUCGCUUUCGCGUCGGUUUGUUGGCGCGUGUGUGUUGCAGGGGUCGGGGCGGGGACCAUGUGGGUGAAGCCAAAUGUAAAGUCGAAAGUUGAAAAGCCUUAAAUAAAAGUGGUGCCAUUUUCUAAGAGCGAGCUGACAUCGUGACUCUCUCGCGUCCGCGCCGUCCUCAAAUGCAGCACUUGGACAGGAGAUCCGCGUAGAUUUGGUCCCCACGACGUCGUACACGACUCGACGACGCAAAUGUAGUGCGGAGAGGAACAACGCGAUGGCGUUGGUCGCCUUUCUUCGACGCGGAUGAAAGCGCGUCUCUUCCUGCUUCCUGGAGUGUUGGCGCAUGCGCGCGUCUCGCUCUCGCUCCCUCCGCUGCCCUGGCAACGGCGGCGGCGUCCUAUUGUCGCGCCGGUUCGCCCUCUCACAACUCGAGGUCGCCGCGACCUUCUCGUCCGUUUCACUCCCGUUGCUUCUUCUCGUUUCAAAGCGACACCCUGUGGUUGCUAAAGUGACGGGCGAGGCCGCCCGCUGACGCGUUCACCUGUCGCCCGGAAACGUCACGAUGGUCACGAGUGAACGCCAGAGGAGCUUCCGACGUUCUCGGAGCCUUUCUCAUUCUCCUCGGCGAAGCAUCUCAUCGGUCGGACGGCGCCGGCCCCACCGAGCCGGGAGCAGAGAAGACCACCCCGCUGACGAGAGGAGAUCGGGUCCCGCUGGUCCACGGGCCCGCAGUGCGGCGCUCCCCGCAGCUCGCAACGAGGACAAGGACCGCAAACGCGCCGCGACUCCGGCCGGGUCGGACCGGGUUGCGGAAAUUCACCCGUCGAGAAAAGCCGAGGACCACCGAGCGUCGGCGAGGAACGCGACGGACGCCGGCUCUCCUCUGCUGGCGGCGCAACAGGUGCUGCGCCGCCGCCGCCCCGCCUUUCAAACGCAGCCCGUCGCCACGGAAGCAAAAUGGCAGCCUGCCGCGCGGAGCUCCUCCGUUCCCCUGGAAACGGAGUACCGCCGCAGCUUCCAGGGGAGGUCGCCGUCUCGCGGCCCCCGCCUGCGGAAACAUCUGGAUCGCCGCCAGAGGCAUCCCGCCUUCCACACGCGCAGCAAAAGUCAGAAGAUGAGGGAGGAGUCCGAGAAGAUGGCCGCCCACCCGAGGGAAGACGCGCCCCCUGCGCAGGUGCCGCGACGACACAGGAAGCCGGUGACGGAAUAUCAGGCCAGCUUUCCCGGUCCGCUACGAGAAGCGGCGGGCGCACCCUCUCAGGUGGCGCUGUUGCGGCAGAAGGCCUCGUGGUACCGGCGGCGGGCGUGGGGGACCAACUUCUCCAGGCGCCACCUGAGCCAGCUCAAGUCCCGGUACAACGUCCUGUGGGAGCCCGACGGCGGCGCCGACACGGACGCCGGAUCGACGCCCUCCGUGGAGGCUCUGGACCUGACCAGCUGCUCCGCUUCCUCCUGCGGGCCGGCGAGCCCCGCCCGCGGCGGGCCGGCGAAAGACCACGCGGGCGGCCCGCGCGAGGGACGCUCCCCCACCUUGGAGACGGACGGCGGACCGCUUCGCAGAACGCACCUUGACGUCAUCGCGCCUGCGGGGCGCGACUUGCGCGUUUACGCGGCGGACGGCGCGUUCGCUUCCGAAGGGCCGGAACUUCGUAGCCCCGACCCCCGCCGCCGGCCCGCUGAUCGGGGAUCGGCCCCGCCCUCCACGCAUGUCAUCAGAGGCUGGCUGAGACACGCCGAAUUCCAACACAACGGCGAGCUCGGUCUGAGGUUCCGAUCGCAUGCGGCUUCCUGGAGCGACCUGUCUCCUGAUGAAAGCGAGCGUCUGUCGGUCAUGUCGAGCCGCUCGCUGGCGUCGUGCUCGGCGGCGGCGGCCGUGCUGGAGCGAGCGCAGAGGAGGCCACGGCAGUUCUGGGAGACGUGUUGAGCCGGCGCCAACUUUUCACUCGGACUCGCUCAACUUUUUUUUUUUACCCUGUGACCUUUCCACUUGAAUCACGAGCAUUUCUUGCAUUUGGAGAGUGCUUCUCGUUCCAAUUUUGCCUUGGAUUGGAACCCCCUUGAUUCUCACGGACGCUCUUUCAUGGCCUUUCGCUGGAAUUCUUCACCCCGAUGUUUUCUUUCUCCACGUCUUUGUUUCCCGGAUUGCGAUUAUUUCCGCCUCGGUUUCUACUCAUCACACUAAAGUCUUUCAUCUCCAAUUCAUUCACGACUACAAAAUUGGCACGUUUGCUCUCGGGUCGGUUUUGGGCCGACGCGAGCAGGAGAGCGGAAAGUCCAUCUCCGUGGCCGUCCGCGGACCAAGAUU
Molecule: messenger RNA, 2656 nt
Organism: Hippocampus zosterae (dwarf seahorse)
Lineage: Eukaryota; Metazoa; Chordata; Actinopteri; Syngnathiformes; Syngnathidae
Gene: saxo6
Product: Mdm1 nuclear protein
Exons: 11
Coding region: 914-2275 (453 amino acids)
Biological process (GO): negative regulation of centriole replication
Molecular function (GO): microtubule binding
Source: RefSeq, a predicted model, not a curated record